This is a messenger RNA of Anopheles nili, 10786 nucleotides long. RefSeq names its product laminin subunit alpha-1 (gene wb). The coding region runs from base 1 to 9840 and encodes 3279 amino acids. NCBI's taxonomy places the organism in Eukaryota, Metazoa, Arthropoda, Insecta, Diptera, Culicidae. The transcript has 22 exons. The record is from RefSeq and is a predicted model, not a curated record.
AUGGCGUGGUUGCUGCUGCUGGUGGGAUGCGUGAUCGUGGUGACGGCGAGUCAUCAUAGGGAUCGAGACGAACUGGUUCCCGCCGUGGAGCAGAUGAGUCACAGCGUUACUGACGCCAGUGUAUUGGAUGAAAAUGCGCCUCUUGGGAGCCUUCCGAUUGCUGUGCGGAAUCGACACGGAAGGACGAGACAGAUCUGGAGGCAACAUCGACAGCGACAUUCGGGAAGACAAGAGCUAAAAUUACUUUCCGGCCUGACGGUCUCGACGGCGACGACGGACUACGAGCAGCAGCUUCCGAAGGCGUCCGGUUUAUGGCCAUCAUUUUUUAAUGUAGCCCUCCGGGCGACAAUCUCCGUGAACGCGACCUGUGGCCAGUCGAGCCGGGAGGAGUACUGCCGCCUGACCGAGGGCACCGGACGUUCCCGUGGCUCUCAGUGCGGUAUUUGUGACGCGAACAAUCCAGACCCGGAGAAGCGGCAUCCGAUCACGAACAUCGUCGACGGCACGAACAGCUGGUGGCAGAGUCCGACGCUCCAGAAGGGCGCCAAGCAUGAUCGCGUGACGAUCAAUCUCGAUCUCGGACAGCUGUAUCAGAUAGUAUUUUUCACGAUGCGGGCCGCCAUCUCACCGCUACCGGCUUCAUGGGUACUGGAAAAAUCCGUGGACGGACGGACCUACGAAGCGUGGCAGUACUUCGCCUCGGAUGACACCGAGUGUCGGGAACGAUUCGGUCUUCCCGCCUACAGCACCAACUACAUAUUCAAAAGCGACACCGAGGUGAUCUGUUCCACGCAGUUUUCCGCGCUGGAUCCGCUCGAGAACGGAGAAAUCAACCUGUCGCUUAUCAGUGGACGGCCCAGCGAAAAGAUGACUUCGCCCGAGCUACAAAACUUCACUCUCGCUCGAUACGUCCGAAUACGCCUGCUGCGUAUGCAACCCGCGGAACCUCAGAGAAGCUUCUACACCAUCCGAUCGUUGCGGAUAGGUGGGCGAUGUUUUUGUUCCGGUCACGCCGCCAAAUGCAAGACAAAUGACAAUAACAUCGACAAUGAGCCGCAGUGCGAGUGCGUGCAUAAUACGUGCGGGAUACACUGCGAUCGUUGCUGUCCACUUUACAAUCAGCGACUGUAUCGUGUCGGUACGCCUGCCGCAGCGAACAAGUGCGAAAAGUGUGAGUGCCACGGUCACGCAAAGUCCUGCAUCUACGACAAGCUGGUGGAUGAACAGCAUCUCAGCCUGAGCAUCCGAGGCAAAAUGAGUGGAGGAGGCGUUUGCCAGAACUGUACGGAUUUCACCACCGGAAUCAACUGCGAACGAUGUCUCCCGGGAUACUAUCGUCCAGCUGAUCGCCAACCGAAUCACGUGGAGCCAUGUCUACCGUGCAACUGCAGUGCAUCGGGAGCCACCGGAGAGUGCAAUCCGAUCGGGGGAGAGUGCCGCUGUAGAGAAGGAUACUCUGGUCCAAAAUGCACCGAGUGCAUAUCGGGCCAUGCGGGUGAAAAGUGCACUCGGUGUGAAUGUGAUGCUCGAGGAACGUUGCCUGGACGUGAGUGCGAUGAAAAGUGUCAAUGUAAGGCACACGUUGACGGGGAUCGCUGUGAUCGGUGUGCUGAAGGAUAUUUCGCCCUCUCGGAAGCUCACCCAGACGGGUGUCUGAAGUGUUACUGCUCUGGAGUUGGCACAAGUUGUUCCGGGGCGAACGUGGACUCGAGCAGCUACGAAACACUGAAAAGCUGGACUGUCACUAAUCUUGCCAUGAGUGAGCAGAUCGUCCCUACGAAGGACAAUGAGACAGGGUUUCUGGUGUUCGGAAUGUUUGAAAUGCCCGAAACGGAGGCCGUUUAUUGGAAAGCACCGGAGGGUUAUCUUGGCAACCUGCUGCGUAGUUAUGGCACGCGGUUGAGCUUCAAGAUGCUCUGGAUCACGGUUCGAGGUGAUACGAGCGGCAAACCGACGGUGGGGCCGAGUUUGAUACUGAUUGGAAGGAACGGUAUGAAGAUAGCUUAUGGUGAAGAGAGCUAUGAUGAAACGGAUGGAGCCACCAUCGAGGUUCCACUGCAAGAGAACAACUGGUAUCACGUGCCACGAACGGUGAAGGACAUAAUCACGCGCCUUCGACGCACGGAAUACCACGGUGAUCCGGUUACAAGAUCUCAGUUUAUGGCAGUGCUUACGGACGUGGAAGCCGUUCUUCUCCGAGGUACCUAUCACACCGACCAGGUUGAGAGCGUGCUGGAACAGGCCCAAUUGCUUACUGGAUCGCAGAGCAGCAAGGGUUCAUUUACUGCGCAUGGAAACAGCAUCAUCGAGCUUUGUGAGUGUCCCGAGGGCUACCGUGGAACGUCCUGCGAGCAGUGUGCUUUUGGGUACGUGCGCAUCUACGAAACCAGCGUGACACACGAGCGAGUAGGUCGAUGUAUUCCAUGUUCGAUGUGCAAUGGGCAUGCGGCUAGCUGCAACCUGGCAACCGGAGAAUGUGGAGGCUGUCUGCACAACACUGUCGGUACGAACUGUGAACGUUGUCUGCCAGGGUUUUACGGCAAUGCCACGAUCGGGCGUCCAGAUGAUUGUCGACGAUGCGCUUGUCCGCUCGAAGAGCCGAGCAACAACUUUUCACCGAAUUGCCAGUCUCGAGGUGGUGACUCAGACCCGGAGGCGUACGUUUGCACGCAGUGUCCGGAGGGUUAUACGGGUGAUCAUUGUGAGCUGUGUGAUGAUGGAUACUAUGGAGAACCCACAGUCGUCGGAGGUCAGUGUCUUCCUUGUCCGUGCCAUGGAGGUCCUUGUAACGGGAGGACGGGAGAGUGCAUCGAGUGUGUUGGCAACACCGAAGGUUGGCGAUGCGAACGGUGCAAGACUGGCUACUGGGGUGUGCCGGAUGAUGGUUGCGAACCGUGUAGCUGUUCCGAGCUAGGUGCUCUCGAGAAUCUGUGUGACGUGACAACAGGCCAGUGCAUUUGCAAGCCCCGGUACGGUGGCCGACGGUGCGACGAGUGUGAUGUGGGCUACGGAAAUCUAGAUCUCGACUGUCCGGCUUGUGCGUGCCACUCGAAUGGCUCAGCUAGCCUGCUUUGCAACGUCGUCAGCGGACAGUGCGAAUGCAACGUCGGCACGCAGGGUCUCCACUGCGAUCAUUGCCAGGAUGGGUUCUUCGGGCUGUCCGAGGAGCAACCGGACGCAUGUGAAGAAUGCAACUGCCAUCCACACGGUGCUCAUGGACCAGGUUGCAGCCAAAAAUCGGGCCAAUGUCAGUGCAAAUUGAACAUCGAGGGACGCCAGUGCAACCUAUGCCGGAAGGGCUUCUGGAACCUGAAUUCUGGCAGUGGUUGCGUGCCGUGUUCGUGCGAUGUAAAUGGUAGCGAUUUGCCUGGGUGUGAUAUACACACGGGCCAAUGCUUCUGCAAAACCGGCGUCGGCGGAACAAACUGCGAUCGAUGUGAGCCCGGUUUCUACGGAUUCAGUGCACAAGGAUGCAAACGAUGCGACGUUUGUACGAGUGCGAUGCACAUUUGCGAUCCGGACACGGGUCGGUGCAUUUGUCCACCGAACAGUCACGGACCAGAGUGUAGAUCCUGCAUCACGAACACCUGGGGCAACAAGUUCCAGAAAGGCUGCCAGCAGUGCGGUUGUGACAUUGUCGGUGCGAUUGGGCAAUCGUGCGAUCGUGAAUCGGGCCAGUGCAGCUGCAGGGAAGGAUACACCGGUCGACAAUGCAAUGAGUGUGCGCCUGGGUACUACAACUAUCCGCGUUGUCAGAGGUGUGAUUGCGAUGAACGGGGUGCGUUACCUAGCGGAAAUAGCACCGUGUUGUCAUGUGAUCGAAACGGUCAGUGUCUCUGCAAGGAACUCGUCUACGGCAAGCAAUGUGAUAUGUGUCGGCAGCAUACCUUCGGAUUGGCGUCGUUCAACCCGGAAGGAUGCACUCGGUGCUUUUGCUUCGGCCGGGCUGCAGAAUGCAGCAUGAGUGAUUACUCGUGGGGUCAACUGAGGCUGUCGGGAUCGCGGAACCUUAGCGUGGAGUACUUGGAACGUCAGGAGGAUCAUGCCGAGGUGGACUAUGUCGUGAUCCUGCAGCUGGAGAGCGCUAACACGUACCACGAGGAUGUGAACAUCACUAGCAUGAAUAACCUCAAUCUCAUCCCGAGCUCAUCGGGUAACGUGUCGAUCGGAGCGUACGCAAUGUUCCGGUAUCCGCUGUACUUUCAGCUUCCUCCUCAGUUUCUGGGUGAUCGUACUGCCAGCUACGGUGGGCUGCUCAACUUCUCGCUGAUCACGGUGGGGGCUAGUGUGAACAUUCCCGAGCCAUCGCUGCGACAGUUUCCACUCGUGCAGCUGCACACGCACGAUAACUUAGUGCUGGAUCACUACGAGGAGUCGAUUUGGUACGAAGAAGCGGUGCAGUCAUACUCUGUCCGGUUGCAUGGAAGUUUGUGGCGGAAUCACUACGAUGGUUCGGUGUCUAAUCGCACGAUCCUCAUGACGGCUCUGCAGAACGUCCGGCACAUUUUCGUACGGGGCACGAUCACGAUGGACUUCCAGCAAGUGGUGUUCACCAACGUGUCGCUCGAUACGGCCAUCUUUGUGGCUGGUGCUGAAACCAAUCACGCGCUCGGUGUGGAACGCUGCAGUUGUCCACCGCAGUAUAGUGGAAUGUCUUGUCAAGACCCCGGUAAAGGAUACUAUCGCCAUCGGUUGCCUAUCGUGAAUAUGGAGCAGGUUACGAUCGACGACAUGAUCGGUAAGGUGGUACAGUGUAGAUGCAAUGAUCGCAGCGAAGAAUGCCACCCGGAAACGGGUGUCUGCGUGAACUGUCGCAACAACACCGGUGGAGAUUACUGUGAACGGUGUGCGGAAGGAUUCUACGGUGAUCCUAACCUGGGCCAGUGUGCAACCUGUCCGUGUCCAGAAACGCGCAAGAAUUUCGCCCGUGGUUGUACGGUUCAAGGUAGUAAUGUGCGGUGUAUCUGCAAGCAAGGUUAUACCGGAGCGUUGUGUGAUAGCUGCAUGCGCGGGUACUUCGGACAACCGCAUCUCCCCGAUGGGCUUUGUGAGUCGUGUGAAUGCAAUCGCGAGGGCAGCAUGUCAGAUGAGUGCGAUCACAUGACGGGCGAGUGUCAUUGUCGACCAGGAAUUACGGGACGACGGUGCGAUCGAUGCGAGAAACCGAAGCACAUCGUGCAGGAUACCCGAUGCAAGCUUUGUGACAACUGUACCAUCACGCUCAUCGACGACUUCGACUUGUUGGCAAGCCAACUGGCCGAACAGUCGACACACCUGAUUCACAAUGGUGUUCCAACGCCCUGGAUAAAACUGACCAGGCUCGAAAUCCAAACUGGACAGGUGUCGGACCUCGUCGCUGAUCUACUCGAGGCAGAAGAUACACUCAAAACGUACACCACAGACGCCGUAGAAUCACUGGCACGUAACGCAACUUGGCACAGCAAGCGACUCCUCCAGCUGGACAACCGUGUACGGAUGCGUGAGGAUGAGAUUGGCAAGGUGGACGAGCGUGUGACCGAGCUGAUCGAAGAGAUCUACACGAUGGAAAGCAAUAUACAGGACACAAUUCAGACCCUUGAAAACUAUGGGGUUGGCGAUCAGCAUAUCAAGGUACCCAUAGCAGUAGAGGAGGCAAAAGACCUGCUGGCGGAUAUUAAGGAGCGCUACGAGGAUGCCCAAUACGACGACACGGUAAUGAAGUGCGCUAACCAGCAGUACGAGCAUUGGUCGAACUUCUCAAAGACGGUCGAGCGUCAGGGGCAUCGAUUGGACGAUCUAAAGUUCGAACUCGGACAGCUCAACAACAAAACGGAUCACUUGCGAAACUACACGGUGCAGGUGUUCCGACACGUGCAGGAAACGGAGAUCUACCAAAGCACGAACCAGAAGCACUUCGAUCGCGUCCGGGAAGCGUAUGCGAAGGCACUAGCGAAUGCUACAGCCGUUCAGGAACUGCUCGAUACUAACAUCAUCGCUGACGUGGACGUGACGCUGGAGCAACUCGGCGAUAACUACGGCCAGCUCGCGCAAGACAACAACACGCUUUAUGCCCUUCUGGAUGAGCUGACCGAGUCGACGGAGGAUCUUAUCCGCGAGAAGAGCAUCCUAAUCGAGACACAAAUUCCUAAGGCGCUCCGACACGCCGAGCAGCUAAAAGCGAAAGCGGACCCUAUCAAAGGCAAGUUCCAAACCGCCGAGGAUAUGGCUGCUAAAGCGAUGGAGGCUAGCCAGGCGUACGACAACAUCGUGUCAGCUAUCGUGGCGGCGCAAUCCGCUGCAGACAAUGCCACCAGCACGGUGGAGAAGGCGGAUCAGUUGAUCCACCCGAUGGACGACAUUACGAUCAGCGAUCAGAGCCUGAGGGCGUUGAAUGUGUCUACACAUCUGACUAGCCGUGCGAGCAAGGAGCUCAACAAAUCAGUGGCACUCAACAAAACAAUGGCGGGAAAUGAGAAGAGGGUGCAGAACCUCAAGGACCAGAUCUGGCAAACGGCGAUCAAGAACAAUAACCUCAUGGAUGAGCUUGGCAAGGUCGAGCAAGGUGAAACGCUGAAAACCAUCCAGGCGGACCUGGACCGUUCGAGCAUCGUGUCCGAGCAGAUGAAAUUCGUACGUCAGGAGGCUAUCAACCUGAAUAGUGACGUUUAUAAGCUGAAGAUGAAGCUAAAGUCACUCGAACCGGAAUGGGACACCAAGUACAGCAUGGCGGAAGAGAACGUCUCCCAGACGUUUGGCAACAUUCGGAAGGCGAAAGACAAACUGAACGGCGUCGAGGUGCUUGCGAAAACACAAGCCGAACGCUUCCUGACAUGGAACCAGACGUUUGCCACUCAACUGCAGGAGUUGCGAGAUCAGAUCACUCGAGCCAAGCACGCGGCCGAAGGGAUACGUGUGUCGAUGGAAUCCGCCGAACAGUGCAUUAGGUCGUACGCACCGGCCACCUUUGGACCUUCAACCACGAAUCGGAUCGUCAUGUCGAUUGCCCUUACGGAUGCGAACGUGCAGAAUUCACCACUCGCCUUUAUUGAGGGUGAUGGUCGGCGAUUUGUGGCGAUCGAAUUGCGACAGCGCAAGAUACGUAUGCUCUGGAGCCUUGACGGCAGAGUGGUGGCUGAAGUCAUCCAUCCGGAAGAAAUCGAGGUACACGACGUGAAGAACGACGACGCGUGGUACUUCAUCGAUGCGACGCGGACCUUUAACGUGGGCAGGCUCAAUGUGCGGCAUAUGUCGUCGUCGGGUUUGUUAAAGAAUGCACGACCCGUUACUGAAGCCAGCAGCAUGGCCAAUACGAUGUUGAAAAUUGGCCCGAGCAGUCGUAUCUGGGUUGGAGGUAUUCCGGAUGAUCUACGCGUACCGGAGCUCGUACCGAGUCAGGGGUUAGGUGUCACCGUCAGUCAGCUGUACGUUGAUCAGCGACAGAUCGGUUUGUGGCACUUCACUAGCUCGAGCGGGAAGUGCGCCGGUGCGAUGUUGGGACCGCAGGAGAUGGCUAGCUCGACGAAUGAGCGCAACUUCAACGGCAAUGGGUACGCGGUGUUGCAGCGAGCGAGUCAGUACAUGACGAAGAAGGAAUUCAGCGUGAGCCUUAGCUUCAAAACACUCGACGAGGAUGCGCUCAUCUUCCUGGCACUGGAUGAGAAAAACAACCGAUCGGUCUCGUUGACCCUGUACCAGGGCCGGUUGGUGUUCCGCGUGGAUUACGGUGAUGAUACACGGCUCGAAAUCAACACCACGAAGCGGUAUAACACUGGCAACUGGGUCGUAGUGGAAGCAUCCCGUCAGUUCCGCAGAUCCAGCACCGACGAGGGCGUACUAAAGGUGGACAGUGACGACAGCAUUCCUGGGUCGCCGACUAAACCGAUCGGAAUAUCGAUGUUGCCUGUGCUCAGCGACCAGUACUACCUGGGCGGUGUGCCACCUGGCUUCAAAACUGACACUACUAAAGCACCCGGAGCUGACCACGCGUUCCUGGGAUGCGUUAAAGGACUACAGAUCAGCGGCAGUUCGUACGAUCCGCUCUACAGUACGAACCAUUUCGGUAUAGAGGCGUCCUGCGACAACACGAUAGUCAAAGCGGGCUUCUACGGCAGCGGUUACGUCGAGUUUCCGUCCUUUAGUCUGAAGAAACGGGCCAACUUUGGGUUCGUCUUCCGCACCAUGCAACCGAACUGUCUACUGCUGCUGUCAGCGUUCCCGAGUCGCAUCCGAGAGGAUUACGAUUCAAAGGACACGUUCGGCAACUAUUCCGUAUUCCUCGACGAAGGUCGACUACACCUGUGGAUGGAUUCUGGAAUGGGGCGAAUCGAGCUGACAUCGAACGGGACGCUUAACGACGGCGAGUACCACGUGCUUGCGGUGACCAAACUUGGACGCCACGUGGAGCUCCGUGUUGACGAUCAGCUUCAGAUGGGUCGGACGCUGCAAUCGUCACUCGUUAACAUGCCAGGAGAAAGUGGAGGCCUUUACAUCGGUGGUGUACCAUACGAUCCGGCGUUUGAAUCCCUCACGACGGUGUUCAACGGACUGGAAGGUGUUGUAGCGAACGUGGUGUUCAACAACCAAACGUUGUCGUUUGGAAAGGCGCUGAACUUCACCGACGUUCAGAUGGGUCGAACAGGACCUCCGAUGGGCAGCCAGGGUCUGUACACGGCACUCAUGAAGACGGAACCGAUUGGGCGAAGUUUUAAGGCCGCUCCCGAGGGUUGCCACCGUGUCGGCAGCUACUCAUACGAGCCGAACGCAUUCAAGUACGGUGACAAACCACAGAGCUACUCCGUCGUGACGGUCCCGGCCCGGAACAUCUGGCAGCGCAACUUCCACGUGGAGUUCGACUUCCGUACGUUCUACCCCAAUGGCAUCUUGUUUGUGGCGUUGGGCACCAAAGAGAAGGCGAAACACUUCAUCAUGCUGGCGUUGAAAGACGGUGUGCUAAAGCUAACAGUUCGGGGUCGUAAACGCGAUCAGCUGCUGCUUGCUCCGAAACUCAACGAUGGCCAGUGGCACAGGGUGGUACUGAGCAGCGUGAAAAAGAAGGCAACGCUGAGUGUGCAGAUCGGUAGCAGCCACAGCUCGGCACAGCUUAAACUACCAAAGAAACUGAACGCGGCCAACACGCUGCACGUCGGUGGCUUACCGGACGAGGUGCCGAUUCUGCCCCGGGAGCUCCAGCCACGUCCCGAAGCGUUUAAGGGCUGUCUGCGGAAGUUUGUCGUGAACAAUAACACGCAGGACCUAGCGCGACCUGGUCGGCACGUGCAUGUGGGACAGUGCUUCCCGCGUAUCGAACGUGGUUCCUACUUCCCUGGGGACGCGUACGCCAUAUACAAACGCAACUUUAAUGUAGGAAAAUUCAUCGAAAUCGAGCUGGAAGUGCGCACGUCGGAGCUAAAUGGCAUCCUGAUGAGUGUCGCUGACCAGAUCAACGGAUUCCCAGCGCUCUCACUGGAGCUCUCCAACGGGAAUAUUAUCCUUUCCGUGGACAAUGGAGACGGAAACCCGAUCCGGCUGUCCACCGCGCUGCCCUCGAAGUACACGCUCUGUGACAACCGGUGGCACAACAUCUCGGUGCUGUACGAGGAUCAUCAGAUGGCGCUGAGAGUUAACGAGUAUCCGCCAUCACUGUUACUGCCCCAUGGAUCGUCCGGAUUCGGUCGAGUCAACACCAAAGCACCACUCUACAUCGGAGGUCUUCCCGAUGCGGCCUCGAGUGGUACGCUCCUGAUGCGGGAGAACUUCAAGGGUUGCAUCAGGAACAUCGUCAUCUGGAACGAGCGCAAGGACUGGACGGAUAUGGAUGACCUACAGAAUGUGCUACUGAGCGAGUGUCUGGCUGUGAACUAGCCCAACUGGACUGGCCUGCACAUACACACACAUAUUGUACAUAGCCAUACAAUUCGAUACGCUUAGACGACGGUGUUCGACAGUUAGAAUUAGUGUAGCGCAAGUGUCCGCCUAGUCGGAUUCCCCCUCCCCCGGAAGCCGGAAGCGAACGUUAAGCCAAAUACAAGACUUCUUUGCUGAGGACAAAUGCUGUACAAAACCACCAACCGUGGGGUAUUUCGUGACAACCGGAGCCGGAAGUAGUUCUACGUGUUCGGCCACCCUGUUUGGUCACAGCCAGAACACGCGCCCAAUAGGGUUAGGGAUAGGAUAACGACUUCAUGGGACUAGCAAGCCUAGCCCGCUAACUUAUCGACACUGUAUUUAUUGCGCCCGGGCCACAAAACCUUCGCCGUGGUGAAUACCGGUAGGACUUUUCCACCGUUACCCACCACGGUCGGUUUUGUUAGCACGGUGCGAGAGUCUCUAUUUAUUCGCGAUAGGGCCGAAUUCCAGCACGCAACAGCUAGGAGCAUAAGUUCGUUUAGAUGCCAUAAAGGAGAAAACGCAAAUACGGUAUUACGGCGAGCGAGUGGAGCGAGUUUUAGCAUAAGCGCAUGAGAGCUAGGCACUUUAGUGAUUAUUGUCACCUUAACUAACAAACGUGUACUAAAGUAAGGCAGCGCGAGCAGCGCGUAUUUGCGAGGCGUGUUGGAGCCUGCGUAUCCGUGCGGUAUUACAAUAAAAAACUAACGCCAUUACCGUGGAGCGACAGAGAGGCAGCGAGAACGCGUGGCGUUUUCCAUGGGCCACGUAAAAAGGGCCACAAACGUUGCGAUGACCUUCGCGCGGCUCGCUAACCAGUUCUGCGUUAUCGUACGCUGCGCCUCACGGACCGGGCAGUUGCGCCGUUAGAUAGUGGGCCAUGUUUCCCGUUCAGAUGUGGUAAACGGUUUUGUUUAUCAAU